This is a messenger RNA of Cryptomeria japonica (Japanese cedar), 2755 nucleotides long. Its product is annotated as 9-cis-epoxycarotenoid dioxygenase NCED3, chloroplastic. Gene Ontology annotation, molecular function: carotenoid dioxygenase activity. Bases 451 to 2265 code for a protein of 604 amino acids. Lineage: Eukaryota; Viridiplantae; Streptophyta; Pinopsida; Cupressales; Cupressaceae. The record is from RefSeq and is a predicted model, not a curated record. The transcript has a single exon. Gene Ontology annotation, biological process: carotene catabolic process. Gene Ontology annotation, cellular component: chloroplast stroma.
UCCAGACUGUCAGAAAUCUGAAACCUGAAAGGUGGAAACCUGUAGGCAUACAUUUCAAGUGUCUGCGUAGGAACCUUUUCUGACACUCCCCCCAAACACAAGGGGACAGGUGCCAAAGCUGUAAUGCUAAUGCCAUACCAGGUGUCUGCGGAAAUACUUAUUCUAAGACUCCUCCAAACAGCACUGGACGGGUGUCAAUGUUGUAAUGUCAAUGCUAUAAAAGUAUUCGACUGCUCUAGCAAAGAAUUUCAUGGGAGCUCGCUCAGUACCCGAAUUUUCAUAUACCCACUUUCGCCUGGUUGUUAAAAAGUGAAAACCCACUUGAAUUUGCAGUCCUAACACUCGGUGGGAACUUGCUAGAAGGCGUUUGUGGAAGGAAUAUAUGUGUGUGUGUCUUUGAGAGAGAGCUUGCUUAGUUUGAAGUGCCUUGAAUUGUAGAAAUAGUUGGCAAUGGCCUGUGAAUGGGUGCAUGGCGGCAUUCCUGCAGGACCAGUGCAGAAUUACUUGCAGAACAACAAAGCAUGGAGUGUACGAAGGAGAGCCUGCAGCAGGCCUUUCAAAUUCGAGCUCAAAAUGGCAGCAAAUCGGUCCCAGGUGUUCACCGUUUCGAAUUCCAUCGCGAGUUUCUGGAAGGUCCACAACCCAGUUCAAAACGAACCCAACGGACUAGAGCUCGGUACGAGCCGGAGGGACCAGAAGAAGCAGUGGAAUUCGUUGCAGAAGCUGGGGGCAACCGUUCUGGACGCGGUGGAAAAAACCGUUUUCAGGCUGGAGAGCGAACGACCCGUGCCGAGUACGUGCGACCCGGCCGUUCAGCUCAGUGGGAAUUUCAGGCCCGUUCCUGAGAUGCCCGUGAAGCAUGAGUUAACCGUCGAGGGCGUCAUUCCGGUGGAAUUGGAAGGCAUCUAUUUGAGAAACGGCGCAAAUCCGCUGUUCCAACCGUCUGGCGGACACCACCUGUUCGACGGCGAUGGCAUGAUCCAUGCCGUCACACUGCGGGCCGGAAAGGCCAGUUACGCCUGUCGGCUCACAGAGACUGAACGGCUGGUCACUGAACGGCGGCUCGGGCGCAGCUUUUAUCCCAAGCCCGUGGGUGAGCUCCACGGCCAUGCCGGGCUCGCAAGACUGAUGCUCUACUACGCCCGUGCCCUCUGCGGUCUGGUGGACCCCGCAAAGGGCAUGGGCGUCGCCAAUGCCGGUCUCGUCUACUUCAAUGGCCGGUUACUGGCAAUGUCCGAGGAUGACAAGCCGUACGCCGUCCACAUCACUGAAGACGGGGACCUGCAAACGGCCGGUCGGUUUGAUUUCGACGGGCAGCUGUCGGACUCCAUGAUCGCCCACCCGAGCAUCGACCCGCGGACUGGCGAGCUCUUCGUUCUGAGCUACAACAUUCUGCAGAGACCGUUUCUCAAGUACUUCAGGUUCGGACCUGACGGGUCCGGUCCUCGACCCGUGGACAUCACGCUCCGUGAGCCCACCAUGAUCCAUGACUUCGCCAUCACAGAGAAGUAUAUUGUUGUGCCUGAUCAGCAGAUGGUUUUCGACCUCCGCCGCAUGCUGGCGGGCGGGUCGCCGGUUUUGUAUAAUGAGAAAAAGGUGCCCCGGUUCGGUGUCAUGCCCCGGUACGACGGUGACGAGAGCCGGGUGGUGUGGAUUGAUGUGCCGGACUGCUUCUGUUUUCAUCUUUGGAAUUCGUGGGAGGAAAAUCAGGGCGAGGAAAUCGUUGUGAUCGCCUCCUGUAUGACACCGCCUGAUGGUGUAUUCAACGAACAUCCCGACAAGCCGUUCAAGAGCAUUCUGUCGGAGAUAAGGCUGAAUCUUCGAACCGGUUCGAGUGUUCGGCGUGAGAUCGUGGCGGGUGUGAACCUGGAGGCCGGGCAGAUCAACAGAAAUUAUGUUGGCGUCCCUACGCGCUUCGUUUACAUGGCCAUUGCGGAGCCGUGGCCCAGGGUUUCCGGGAUCGCGAAAGUGGAUUUGCAGGAGAAGAAGGUGGUCGGAAAAGUUGUGUUUCAGGAUGGGUGCUAUGGUGGGGAGCCUUAUUUUGUUCCCCGCGGACCGGAUUCUUCAUGCUCAGAGGAUGACGGUUUUGUGGUCACUUUUGUGCACAAUGAAGUAAGUGGGGAAUCGGAGUUUGUGAUUCUGGACGCCAUGACUGAGGGCCUGGAUCGCCUGGCCUCUGUUAAAUUGCCCUCCAGGGUGCCCUACGGUUUCCAUGCCACCUUUGUCCCGCAUCAAGAGCUUCGCCGCCAGAAAUGCUCUGCAUAGAUCUGAUAGCCUGAAACUUUAAUGGGCAUUUUGAAAAAAAACAAAAGAUGACGAAUUGGGUCAAACCCAAUUCAGAUUACACACAGAAUAAUAUAGAUUUCGUAUAUGUCAUGUUCUUUUUUCUCUGGGCUCUUCUUGUAUUUUAUAUUUUAUAAUAGGUAAUUCUUUUGUCUGUAUAAGCUCCAGUUUUGUAUUCUUGGGAAGCGUUUAAAAUAAUGGCCGCCGUUCCCAGAUUUGACUAGUUUAUUUAGUUUUAUCUUAUGGGUGGGAACAGGGGAACCGUCUGCACCGUUCUGUGGAAAACGGCAGAACUUUUUUAUAGUUAUAUCCGCUUUUGGAGACAAACAUUGAUUUCUUUCCUACGCCCGUGACCUCGGACUGUGGAAUGGAGUGUACGACAAUCUCAAAUGCCUUGAGAAUUGAACCAGGUCACAUGCAGCUAUGUUUAUCGUUGGAUCUUGUAAAUAAAUUUCUCUAUUCUUGUACAGAA